Molecule: messenger RNA, 598 nt
Organism: Phlebotomus argentipes
Lineage: Eukaryota; Metazoa; Arthropoda; Insecta; Diptera; Psychodidae
Gene: Aptx
Product: aprataxin-like protein
Exons: 2
Coding region: 2-598 (198 amino acids)
Biological process (GO): double-strand break repair; single strand break repair
Cellular component (GO): nucleus
Molecular function (GO): single-strand break-containing DNA binding; double-stranded RNA binding; single-stranded DNA binding
Source: RefSeq, a predicted model, not a curated record
GAUGUGUUUGUUUACAUUUCGCUCCCAUGGAAUUUGCGUGAAAUUAGUGCAAAACAAGUGCAAAAUGAAUCAUUGGUCUCGUAAUUUGAUAAAAUCCAUGCAAGAUCCCAGUUCCAUUGUGAUAAAGAAUGAUUUGGUUGUAGUUAUUCGUGAUAAGUACCCGAAAGCAAGACAUCAUUUUCUGGUUCUCCCUUAUGAGAGCAUUGAUGAUAUCUACCAGCUCAGGAAGUGUCACUUACCCCUCUUGGCGGAGCUAGAGUUAAUGGGAAAGAAUGCAGUGGAGGUAAUUGGAGGAAAGCUCAGUGACUUCAAGAUGGGUUACCACGCUCAGCCGAGUAUGAAGCGACUGCAUCUCCACGUUAUUUCUGACGAUUUUAUCUCACCCUGCAUAAAGAGCAAACAUCACUGGAACACUUUUACCACGGACUUCUUCAUUCCCACUUGUAGGAUCAAAACAAUGCUGGAGACAAUGGGGAGAGUACAGAGAUUGCCGGAAAGUGAGAUUAAAGCCUUACUCAAAAGAGAUCUGCAAUGUCACAAGUGCUCCUACAAGGCAGACAAUUUGCCUAAUCUCAAAAACCACCUUUUAAUCCAUUGA